AGAUGGAAGGCACCAUGUAUAGGGGCAAUGACACGAAUGACGUCAUUGAAACUACGAAAUUUAUUACUAGUGUUGGGAGCUAGCAACACUCGGAUCCCACGGUCUACUACCCACCCUGCCUCCUGCCAUGGCGGUCGCUGCGAUGGGCGUUCCCGAGCUCAUAUAUCCAGGUGACCUGUCGACUGCCUCAACGUCGUCCCACUCCCACGAGCCCGUCACGCCAUCGACACCCUACCCAGCCCCCAGCCCGCCCAGGAACAAGCUAAGAAAACCACCGCCGACUGGAUCGCCUUUUUCAUUCGUGUCGGACAUACCCCCUUCAUUUUCCCAUUUCCCCUACUCGUUCUCUUCGACGAGCACGAGGCCGCAGAGGAGCCCGGUCUCAAGUCCUGUAGCUAGUACGUUGUCUGCUCCCAGCACCCUGACUUCGCGCCCAGAGACGGUGACCUCGUAUACUUCUCCCCCGCUUAAACUGGUCCAGCGUACUCCCGUUCUUUCUCCCAGACGAGGCAUGUUUACCGUGGGCUCCGAUGAUGACGACCAAGAAGCUUUUCCACCCAGCCCCCGACCUCCCCUUGAAGACGAGCUCGAACUCAAACGCCGGCGCAGGUGGACUCUCAUGACUGACGAUGCCAUCACCGAUGAGGCAUUCGCAGAAACCGUAUUCAGUCUCACUCGGUGCACGAGCUUCGAAUACGAGUCUUAUGCCAAUGAUGAUGAAAUGGAUACGAACAUGUCCAGUUUAAUGGCAUUGUUUACGACAAGAGAUCUUCUCAGGACCGAGAGACGCGUACCAUGGCCCUCGCAUCCCUCACCAUUGCUCAUGCAUACCCGGCUGAUCGCACUUAUCGAUGUUUCUCAAGCUCUCCUCGGAGCAAUGGAAUCUGAUCCGUCGGUCGCCGGGAUAGCCGGCGCGUUCGUAGCGAUGGAGGAAGAAAUGGGAGACGCACUGAGUGGGUGGUGUGCCGUAGUUGGCGGCUGGUUCGACGACGGAAGUGAAGUCAGGAGGCAGAGGCGGUUGUCAAAAGGUCCUAGGGGAACCGAGAAAGACUUGCCGUCCUUGCCGAAUUCGACUACGGAGAACAACAAACCCAAAAGAAGUUCGACAAUGCUGUCACUCGCGUCGAGAGAUCUUUGGCGCAGCUCUACAUCUAGCGAUUUCUCUUCCAGGAGCUCGCCUAUUUCCAUAUCCCCGAAAAGGAGCUCAACGCUACCUAUAUCUGCAAGGUCUGUAUCUUCGAGGAUGAAGGGAACAUGGCGGAAAUCCCUUCCCACACUCCCAGCUUGGACUAGUCAAAGUACUCAGACACUGAGGGAUCGGGGCAUCCUCCCAGUGCAGAGAGUUACGCGAUAUGCGUUGUUUUACAGAGAUCUACUGAAACAUACAGAAGGAUCUUCACCUUCGAGGGGGGUGGUAGAAGACGCCGUCGCUGUUGCAGAGAGGAUUGCUAAACGUUGCGACAAUGCACAAGGUAAUGAACGGUUGGUCGUGGGCACCACGAGAUUAUGAAGAUAUUAGAUUUACUCACUCACUUAUCAUUUGGUUGUACUGUUAGCUUUUCUUGGUUUUCUAUUCGCACUUCGCUUUUCACUCCUGCUAGCCAUUAUUGAUACCCCAAUUAUUGUAUAAUUAUAACAUAUUACUAACGACUCCAACGACUCCACGAAAAUUUGAUCACCCUU
Messenger RNA from Desarmillaria tabescens, 1683 nucleotides. RefSeq lists its product as uncharacterized. The coding region runs from base 128 to 1510 and encodes 460 amino acids. The record is from RefSeq and is a predicted model, not a curated record. Gene Ontology annotation, molecular function: guanyl-nucleotide exchange factor activity. The transcript has 8 exons. NCBI's taxonomy places the organism in Eukaryota, Fungi, Basidiomycota, Agaricomycetes, Agaricales, Physalacriaceae.